AUGGCGGCUCCUUAUCCAUCAGCCUGCAACCGACUAGUUUGGCUCUGCUUUCUCCUGGGAGCCCUGUGGGAAAUCGGGGCAGAGCAGAUCCGCUACACUGUGCCAGAGGAGCUGGAAGAGGGCUCUGCGGUGGGCAACAUCGCCAAAGACCUGGGUCUGGAGCCCCGGAAGCUGGCGGAGCGCCGAGUCCGCAUCGUGUCCAGAGGUAAGACUCAGCUCUUUGCUCUGAACCCGCUCAGUGGCAGCUUGGUUACCGCGGGCAGGAUAGACCGGGAGGAGCUCUGUGACAGAUCCGCAAACUGUGUGGCUAACUUAGAGAUUCUCCUAGAAGACAAAGUGAAGAUUUUUGGAAUAGAAGUGGAAAUAAUCGAUAUUAAUGAUAAUUCGCCCAGCUUUGGAACAGAGCAGAGGGAAAUAAAAAUUGUUGAAAAUGAAAAUCCCGGUACAAGAUUUCCACUCCCUGAAGCUUUUGAUCCGGAUAUAGGGGUGAAUUCCCUGCAGGGUUACCAGCUCAGCUCGAAUGCUCACUUCUCUCUGGACGUGCAAAGCGGGGCUGAUGGGAUCAAGUAUCCGGAGCUGGUGCUAGAACGAGCCCUCGAUCGUGAGGAAGAGGCGGUUCACCACCUGGUUCUCACUGCCUAUGAUGGAGGCGACCCAAUUCGCUCCAGCACUGCCAGGAUUCACAUAACACUCAUGGACACCAAUGAUAAUGCUCCAGUGUUCACUCAACCGGAGUACCACGUGAAUGUUCAGGAGAAUCUGCCCGUGGGCACUCAGCUGCUCACCAUAAAAGCCACUGAUCCAGAUGAAGGGUCCAAUGGAGAAGUGACAUAUUCUUUCCGGAAAGCAAGAGACAAAGUAGCUCAGCUGUUCCAGUUGAAUGCUGUCAGUGGGGACAUAACACUUUUAGGGGAUCUGGAUUAUGAGGAGUCUGGAUUCUACAACAUCGAUGUAGAAGCCCACGAUGGACCUGGUCUUCGAGCCAGAAGUAAGGUGCUAGUGACAGUUCUGGAUGUAAAUGACAAUGCUCCGGAAGUCACAGUUACAUCUCUCACCAGCUCUAUCCAAGAGACUUCUUCCCCAGGUACGGUAAUUGCUCUUUUCAAUGUGCAUGACAGUGACUCAGGAGAGAAUGGUCUUGUCACUUGUUCUAUUCCCGAUAAUCUUCCAUUUAGGCUUGAGAAGACCUAUGGGAAUUAUUACCGAUUGUUGAUACACAGCACUCUAGACAGAGAGGAAGUCUCAGAAUAUGACAUCAUGGUAACUGCCACUGACCAGGGAGCACCUCCACUGUCUACAGAGGUCCAUAUUUCAUUGCAAGUGAUGGACAUCAAUGACAACCCACCCACCUUCACUCAUGCCACCUAUUCUGCCUACAUUCCAGAGAAUAACCCUCGAGGAGCUUCUAUCUUGUGUAUGACAGCCCAGGACCCUGACAGCGGUGAGAAUGCCCAAGUAACCUACUCUCUGACAGAGGACACCAUCCAAGGGGCACCUCUGUCCUCCUACAUCUCCAUCAACUCCAACACGGGUGUCCUGUAUGCACUUCGUUCCUUUGAUUAUGAGCAGUUCCAAGACUUGCAGCUGCUAGUGAUCGCCAGGGACGGUGGAAACCCUCCACUCAGCAGCAAUGUGUCGCUGAGCCUGUUUGUGCUGGACCAGAAUGAUAACACACCUGAGAUCCUCUACCCCACCUUCCCCACCGAUGGUUCCACAGGUGUAGAGCUGACACCUCGCUCUGCAGAGCCCGGAUACCUGGUCACCAAGGUGGUGGCAGUAGACAGAGACUCAGGACAGAAUGCCUGGCUGUCCUACCGCCUGCUCAAGGCUAGCGAGCCAGGACUCUUCACGGUGGGGCUGCACACAGGUGAGGUGCGCACAGCCAGGGCCCUUGUGGACAGAGAUGCGCUCAAGCAGAGCCUGGUGGUGGCUGUGCAGGACCAUGGUCAGCCCCCACUCUCGGCCACUGUCACACUCACCAUUGCGGUGGCUGACAGCAUCCCUGAUGUUCUGGCAGAUUUGAGCAGCAUCAGCACUCCCACUGACGCAGACCAUCCAGCCCUCACACUGUACCUGGUGGUGGCAGUGGCGGUGGUCUCUUGUGUCUUCCUUGCUUUUGUCAUCGUGCUGCUGGCACUUAGGCUGCGGCGCUGGCACACAGCUCGUCUGCUUCAAACAGCACAUAGUGGCUUGGCAGGCUUGCCUGCUUCACACUUCAUGGGUGUGGAUGGGGUGCAAGCUUUCCUGCAGACCUAUUCCCAUGAGGUGUCACUGACGGCGGAUUCAGGGAAGAGUCACCUGAUCUUCCCUCAGCCCAACUAUGCAGACACGCUCAUCAGCCAGGAGAGCUGUGCGAAAAGCGAGCCUCUCCUGAUACCUCAGGAUUUACCUCAGUCACAGGGAGACCCCAGUCAUCUUCAGGUACGUUAUCUACAGUUCUAUACAUAUAUCUUAUACAGGGAAACAUAG
Messenger RNA from Dipodomys spectabilis (banner-tailed kangaroo rat), 2469 nucleotides. RefSeq names its product protocadherin gamma-A4-like. The transcript has a single exon. Bases 1 to 2469 code for a protein of 822 amino acids. Gene Ontology annotation, molecular function: calcium ion binding. NCBI's taxonomy places the organism in Eukaryota, Metazoa, Chordata, Mammalia, Rodentia, Heteromyidae. Gene Ontology annotation, cellular component: plasma membrane. Gene Ontology annotation, biological process: homophilic cell-cell adhesion. The record is from RefSeq and is a predicted model, not a curated record.